UGCGUAGUUAUUCGCAGCCCUUGAUCUCUUGCUCAAAAACAUCGACCGCCUUUCCUUCUCACCUUUUCCGCCUCCUCUACGCACAACCCGCAGGUCGUUCUUUCCUUGACUCCAGACCUGCGUUCGCUCGUCCCCCCGAUUGUCCUUCUUCAGAAAUUAGAAUUCCUCUUUUUUGAGUCUCUUCUCUCCUAUUUGAAACGGCAACAAAUCGCACCUUUUGCAGCCUUCUUCCCGCUGCGGGCUCUUGUUCUUUUUUUGGGAACCAACUUUUGUUCUCCGUCGUCGUCUUGACCGCUGAUCGACUGGGCAGCCAUGGACGUCAAUCAAGUCCUGGAGAACACUUUUUCUCCGGAUGCGACGAUUCGAGGCAACGCCGAAGAACAAUUGAGACAAGCCCGCGAGGGAAAUUUUUCUGAAUACCUUUCCAUCCUCUCUCGAGAACUCGCCAACGACCAAGCCAGCGCAGCGGUCCGACAGGCCGCCGGUCUAGCCUUGAAAAAUGCCUUUUCCUACCGUGACAUCACCCGCUUAAGAGAGGUCCAGGCACGAUGGCUACAAGGCGUGGAUCCUCAGAUCAAGCGACAGGUCAAAGAGCUGGCUCUCAAGACACUCAAUGCCACACCCCAGGCCGCCCUUUCCGCCGCCCAGCUCAUCGCGACCGUCGCCGCCAUCGAACUGCCCCGCAAUGAGUGGCCUGAUUUGAUGCCUGCUCUCGUCCACAAUGUCGGCUCGGGAGAAGACAAGCUCAAGCAGUCGAGCCUCACCACCAUCGGCUUCAUCUGCGAGUCGGACGAUCUCGAGCUCCGCGAGUCCCUGGUCGGUUACUCGAACGCCAUCCUCACGGCCGUUGUUCAGGGUGCGAGAAAGGAAGAAACCAACCAGGACGUCCGGCUAUCUGCCCUCUCGGCCCUUAGUGACGCUACCGAGUUCAUCCGCAGCAACUUUGAGAAUGAAGGCGAGAGAAACUACAUUAUGCAGGUCGUGUGCGAGGCCACCCAAUCACAAGAUAUGAGAGUGCAGGCGGCUGCCUUCGGAUGUCUCAACCGGAUCAUGGGCAUCUAUUACGAUAAGAUGAGAUUUUACAUGGAAAAGGCCUUGUUCGGCCUGACGAUUGCGGGUAUGAAGAAUGACGAAGAAGACGUGGCCAAGUUGGCUAUUGAAUUCUGGUGCACCGUCUGUGAGGAGGAGAUCAGCAUUGAAGAUGACAAUACACAAGCACAGCAAGAAGGUUCCACUGAACUACGACCCUAUUUCCACUUCGCUAGAGUCGCAGCUCGAGAAGUCGUUCCGGUUCUGCUUCAGCUGAUGACCAAGGUGACGGAGGAUGACGCCGAGGACGAAUACAACACUGCCCGUGCAGCUUACCAGUGUCUGCAACUCUAUGCACAAACGAUCGGCGGGGAGAUCGUCCCAACGGUGCUGGCAUUCGUCGAACAGAAUUUGCGCAGUGAGGACUGGACCAAGAGGGAUGCCGCCGUAUCCUCGUUCGGUGCGAUCAUGGAUGGCCCCGAGAUCAAGACCCUGGAUCCCCUGGUCAAACAAGCCCUCCCAGUUCUGAUCGGCAUGAUGCAAGAUCCCGUCGUCCAAGUACAAGAUUCGGCAGCGUAUGCACUGAGCAGAAUCUGUGACUAUUGCUCGGACUGCAUUGACCCAUCAACACACCUCCAGCCUCUCAUGUCGGCUCUCUUCAAUGGCUUGAUGGCCAACCCAAAGAUUGCCGCAUCCUGCUGUCUGGCACUCUUGAACUUGACGGAGCGAUUUGUGGGUGAAGACGGAGCUGCUGCAAACCCUCUUACGCCACAUUUCCAGGACAGCGUCACCUCGUUGCUGGCCGUCACGGAAAAAGAAGGGGCCAAUAACCAACUUCGAACUGCCGCUUAUGAGGUUCUUGGCGGUUUCGUGACCAAUGCUGCUCAUGAUAGCCUACAGAUUGUGGCAGAACUUUCCAACGUCGUCAUCCAACGUCUGGAGGCCACAAUCCCCAUGCAGAAGCAAAUCGUUAGCAUUGAUGACAAGAUCACUCUUGAAGAACUGCAAGUCAGCUUGAGCAGUGUCUUGCUUGCCAUUGUUCAACGGCUCGAACAGAACAUUGCUCCUCAAGCAGACCGAGUCAUGCAGAUCUCAUUGGAGGUUCUCAAUGUCACUGGCCAGACCGCCGUUCCUGAAGUCAUUUUCCAGAUUGUCAGUGGGCUGGCAAACGCUCUGGCAGGCGAUUUCCUCAAGUACAUGGACUCGUUUGUCCCGUAUCUGUACAACGCCUUGGGCAAUCAAGAGGCUCCAGAUAUGUGCUCUUUGGCCAUUGGUCUUGUCAGCGACAUCGUCCGUGCAUUGGAGGACAAGGCCCAACCUUAUUGCGACACGUUUAUGAACUAUCUUUUGAAUAACCUUAGGUCCGAUAAACUUGCCAACCAACUCAAGCCUCCGAUCCUUGAGACCUUUGGUGAUGUCGCCACCAGCAUUGGCGAACACUUUGAGACUUACGUGACGGUGGUUGCCCAAGUCCUUCAACAGGCAAACAACGUGUCUGUUGCAAAUGACGUUUCAUUUGACAUGCUUGACUACAUCGUGUCACUUCGUUCAGGGAUUGCCGAUGCCUGGUCCGGCUUGAUCUUAGCUUUCAAGGGUACAGAGAAAGUGCAACUUCUUCAAAAUUACGUCCCGACGAUUUUCGAAUUUCUACAAACAGUGUCGAACGACUUGAACCGCAACGAAGGACUCCUGAGGGCUUGCAUGGGCAUCAUUGCUGACCUCGGCGAGGCAUUCCCAGACGGAUCCCUCUCCAACUAUUACAGACAAGAAUGGGUCACGAAACUCAUCAAAGAAACUCGAGCUAGUCGCGAAUUUUCAUCACGAACCAUUACUGCAGCACGUUGGGCCAGAGAACAAGUCAAACGACAGACUCAACAUCAAGGUACCGUCAUGACUUGAUGUCGAAAAAUAUCUCUAGUCCCGAUUAUGCUUAUUCAUCUCCCCGGCAUCGACCACCGCCGUCCUACACCAUCCUUGCCCAACACUAGCACCAGCACCAGCACUAGCCCAAACCAAGCACAGCACAGCACAGCACAGCAGUCCCCAGUCUGUCAGAACGCUGACCACCGGUCGUUGAAAAGGUCAUUUCUCAUCAGAAGCCGAUACCAUUGUGGAAUCAGCUGAAGUUGAUGACGAAUCAGACCUUCAACGGUACGGAGCAUAUGGUCACGUCGACAAGCGACAACCCUUCUGGCGCAACCAGAUUGGCAUUCAGCCACAGCACCCCGUGCAAUCACCUCGACAAGUACCACCGAGUCGUCCAACUUGUCCGAGACCACUGCCUCUCCUGCCACCUUGUUACUAUGGCCCUCAACUCGGCACUUACUGCGGCCGCAUCAACUAUGAAUUGCUCCCUAGGUGGGUAUCAGGAUGGACCGACCGAUCCUCUAUAGAUGAAGAUCAGACCUCGAUCUUUUCCUUCAACCCCAGUACUGGACACCCGUUAUUGGAAGAAUGAAAGAUCAGGGGAUGGUUGAGAGCAGGUAGCAUGGACGAUUAUCGGAAGGUGUAUUGGCAGGACUGAAUGUACCGACUGGCGCGUUGAUUUGGAAAUACACACAGACAGAGCACCAUGAUACCCCCUCGCAUAUUUCUAUUCCCCCCUUUCUUCCCUCCUCCGUCCCACCAAAUUUCCCCCUUUUCCCGUCAAUCCUUUGCGUGUUCGAAGGACAUGCUUGGAGUUUUCUUGGGGCGAAAAAGACACUUUAGAACGAACGCUAGAGUGCAUUUUUUUUGUCUUCAUGGCCUCAUGAUAUGUUUGUAGACUAGUCAUUUGAAUUUGCAACCCCCCCAAGACUUGUUUUUUCCUUCUCGAGUUUGAGGUAGACAGACAGACAGACGAACAAAGACAGAGACAGACUAAGCGAGUGUUUUGUGUCAAAGUUGGAGAGUUGAUGAUUGGGGGGUUUUUUUUGUAUUAGAAAAUAGAUUCCACCGUCCUUUUCGUCACGCGCCCCGGGAAGUACCUCUGUAGGUAUGUGCCCAGUCGGUAGGAGGGCAUUUUGGCUUUGACGUAGCAAAUCAUGUUCACAGGGUGCUCACUUUGAUUUUCAGGCCGACAAUGCCGCACCGACAGAGAAAAGAGUCUUUUGUGGGGGGGAAAAAAAAAGGGUCGCGAUGAGCAGCGACAGAGCAUGUCCUUUUUUCUUUCUCUCUCUCUCUCUCUCUCUCUCUGGAGGUGGGUACG
Exophiala oligosperma is the source of this 4216-nucleotide messenger RNA. RefSeq lists its product as uncharacterized. The record is from RefSeq and is a predicted model, not a curated record. Gene Ontology annotation, biological process: protein import into nucleus. The transcript has 6 exons. Lineage: Eukaryota; Fungi; Ascomycota; Eurotiomycetes; Chaetothyriales; Herpotrichiellaceae. Gene Ontology annotation, molecular function: small GTPase binding; nuclear import signal receptor activity. Gene Ontology annotation, cellular component: nucleus; cytoplasm. The coding region runs from base 313 to 2928 and encodes 871 amino acids.